AUGAAAGGCAAGGAACACAUACAUCAUGAUUACAAUAGUAUAGAUAUCGGGGUAACAAUUACAGUUCCCAGAAGAAGGAAACAAAAACGUACAGGAUCUACAAAUAGUCAAAGCACUGGGUGGAAGAAAUUGUUAUGGCUCAAACAACCUUAUGACGAUAACUACACAGAUUCGAGCUUCUUAUCACAACUGAAACGAAAUUCAACGGUUGUAAAGUACUCGUAUGUAAAGCUAGUCAAUGAUUUUUCCAUCAUUGUAUUGCAUCUGUCGUCCAUUAUGUUUGUUGUUGUUGUAUUUUAUGGGAUCUAUCAGUUAAAUUGGAACCCGAUUAAACCAACAGUGAUAAGUACGAUUUGUACACUCAUUGGAUUCAUUUUUUAUGUUGUAACAUUGAAGAUAAUAAGAAAUAAAGAAUUGAUUGAACUACAACAGUUUAAAAUCAACCAGCUAUACAUGGUACCUUCCGCUUCAACCAACCUAAUGAAAGAUGGAACUGAUCAUGACGAUACUUUGGAAGAUUAUUUAACUGAGCCAUCACCACCAGACUUUUUUGAGACUUGUAAGUCUUCCGUCUUGAUUUUGCUUUACCUCCUAACUCUAUCACCAGUCCUGAAGUCCCUAACUAAUUCAACUUCUUCAGAUUCUAUUUGGGCAUUAUCUGCUUGGUUGUGUAUACUGAAUGUCAUGUUUAACGAUUAUGAAAUUGAAUUCUAUAGGCUAUCUCCAAGGGAUAAGCUAUUACACUGGAAAAAAUUACUACAUCUGCACACACCAUGGAACUCAAAUUCAAAUUUGAAUACACCUUGGAACUCCACCUCAAACUUAAAUACCCCAUUUUCGUCGAGAUCUCCAUCACCUUCUCCGACUUCAAGAUGUCACUCCAAACUGAAUUUAUCAGAUAAUGAACUCAACAACAGUAAGAACCGAAGUCAUGAGUUUCACCUAAAUCAACAAAACCAUCAAUCAAAUUUAUCUAAAAAUAUAGCUAUCUCAAAUGCAAUUGUGCUUGCUUCAAGAUUACCUUCAAAUGCAUCCGCCUUCUCUUUUAUUUUAUUCUGUAUCCAAACAUGUGGCUUACUACCGACCUUCAACAAUUUUACGAGGCGCUAUGGAUUUAAUGGAUUCCACAGGUUUCAACUGAUUUCUAUAAUCUUGACGGUUGAUUUCUUGGUGGCUCAUUUAUUCGGGUUGGGUUGGGCGAUUUCUUGGAUUCUGUUACAUUUGACUAUCAUUUUCAUCGGCCCUUUGUAUUUUCUGCGAAUGCAGAAGUAUAAGAAUGAACUUCAAGGCCCAUGGGACCCGGCAAAACCUAUAGUAAAAUCUUUAUAG
Pichia kudriavzevii is the source of this 1329-nucleotide messenger RNA. RefSeq lists its product as uncharacterized. The record is from RefSeq and is a predicted model, not a curated record. Lineage: Eukaryota; Fungi; Ascomycota; Pichiomycetes; Pichiales; Pichiaceae. Gene Ontology annotation, biological process: GPI anchor biosynthetic process. Gene Ontology annotation, cellular component: glycosylphosphatidylinositol-N-acetylglucosaminyltransferase (GPI-GnT) complex; membrane. The transcript has a single exon. The coding region runs from base 1 to 1329 and encodes 442 amino acids.